Fonsecaea pedrosoi CBS 271.37 is the source of this 1602-nucleotide messenger RNA. RefSeq lists its product as uncharacterized. The transcript has 6 exons. Gene Ontology annotation, cellular component: membrane. Gene Ontology annotation, biological process: metal ion transport; transmembrane transport. Lineage: Eukaryota; Fungi; Ascomycota; Eurotiomycetes; Chaetothyriales; Herpotrichiellaceae. Bases 1 to 1602 code for a protein of 533 amino acids. The record is from RefSeq and is a predicted model, not a curated record. Gene Ontology annotation, molecular function: metal ion transmembrane transporter activity.
AUGGACUUCCUUCUGGUAGACAGCCUGUUCUUCUCACAACCAUUGCCAGCAGAAAACGCACCUGUACAGCGGUCUCACCGCUUUCUUGGAACGCACAGCAGGGUCGUUGAUUUCCUCUGCAGACUCGACUUCGGACAGUACUUUGUGACAUACAACGAAAAUCAGAUCAGCACAUGGCAGGACCUACAGAAUUCAGUCAACCAGGCCUUGUUUUCGCCAGGUGUGCCGGGCCACCCAAACACUCCCGUCGGCGGAGAAGAGCCACUGGAUCGUGUCUACUACGAGAACAACUGGCCCUAUGCACGCAGCUUCUUGUGCCGGAGGUUUGUUAAAGGCCUGUUCGACAAUCUCCGAAACCCACCAGCUGUAGGUGAUCGAGAGGAUGCGUCACUGGUGCGAUUUCAACAAUUCCUGUUCGAAGCCGAUAAACGAAACGAUUUGGAGUUCUACUUUUCCCGGAUCGGCCCUACUUCAAACCUGUCGAUGCUUACUGGAAGACAACGUCUUCUGGUACACUUUGGCUUUGACUGGAUUUCUCUACACAGAAGCCCUGGAAUUGCCGCGCUGGACACCAAAUUCAAAGAGCUAUACACGCUCAAGGCCGAGAAGAAGUUCAUUGUCCGUCGCAGAACGUGCGUCGCCAGCAUCCUCAGCAUGAGGUCGACAGAUAAGUUCAGGAAUGUCGAAUUGUGCCCGGCGAGCUGGGCCUCUGUGGUCCCCUUGCUGCACCGACGCACACUGAUACUCUUCAAUGAAUUCCAUUCGGAGGCGGAUGGUCUGGGCUUCAAAGACUGGCUCACAGACCCAGGACUUUGGACUGUCAUCGACCAGCAGAACACGAGUCGUGACACAGAGACCACAGCAGUGGUAUUCAUCUACAGGCUGGUGUGCCGCAUAUGGGAGCGCGUCCUUUUGGAGUGGAGGAGAGUGCUUGACCAGAGCUCAGAACAUAUCAAGGUUUCAGAGACUCGCGCUCUGGACGACGAUCUCGACGUUGCUGAUCUCGAAGAACUCGCCCGACAGACAUGGCGUGACUCGCAGGACUGGUCGACCAUGAGCCAGCUCUUGCUUGCACAAAGGAAGACGAUCGCGCACGCUCUGGGGUACCUGGAGGCUGUGUCUCGCAGUGCAAACCUAUUUCCACCCCCAGCCACUCCGACAUCGCCCUCGAACGAGAUCGUGCGCCUGGAGAGGAUCAUCAGCGAAUUCAACGAGAUGGAGCAGAUUGUGUCCCAAGAGUUUCCCAACCGCGGGAGGAACAUCUCUGACUUUGUAUGGAUCUUCCGGCUCACUGCGUCACAGAAGAAGCAACGGAGCAAUAGAACUGGCCAACUGACGAAACGAGAACAGGUGUACAACAUCAUUGGCGCCCGGAAUGCCCAAGCCGCCGAAAACUAUUCCAGGGAAAUGGGCAACAUUACAUGGAUCACGUUUAUUUUCUUCCCGCUCAUCACUGUGUCGGGCCUUUUCGGAAUGAACGUCGACGUCCUGGUCGAUAACCCUUCGAUCAAGUGGUACUUUGUCGUGGCGGUGCCCUUGACGCUGUUGGUUGUGGGAAUGGCUCUGUUUAUCCGGCGGCAUAGGAGGCGGUAUUAUUAUUGA